AUGGGCGGCAGAGCCGGCUUCUUCGAGAAAGCAAUUCUAGAUGGAUCCUUAGACCCAUCCUCUGCUGCAGUUUGUACCUUUCGGUGCAAGAGAAGCUUCAGACUGAGAGUCAGUUGUAAAGCAGCAGCACAAACAGAAUUUUCAGUGGAAAUCCUUGAUUGGGAGACAAAGAAACAGCUAUGCUUCCUAGAUAAGGUGGAACCAAAUGCUACAAUUAGAGAGAUCAGAUUGAUGUUCCAUAAAUUAUAUCCUCGGUGGUACCCAGCAAGGCAGUCAAUAAAACUUGAUCCAAAAGGAAAGGCUCUGAGGGAUGAAGAAAUCCUGCAGCACCUCCCUGUUGGCACAACUGCUACCUUAUACUUUAAAGAUUUAGGGCCACAGAUAGGAUGGACUACGGUAUUUUUGAUAGAAUAUACAGGUCCAUUGUUCAUCUAUUUUGUGUUUUAUUUCCGCAUGAAUUUUGUCUAUGGACUGGAUGAGAGGUUUACAUCAAGUCCACACCCAGUAGUUAACUUGGCAUGUGUCUGCCAUUCUUUCCACUACAUCAAAAGGUUGAUUGAAACAGUAUUUGUUCAUCGAUUCUCCCGGGGGACUAUGCCACUGAGGAAUAUUGUGAAGAACUGCUUAUAUUACUGGGGAUUUGCAGCUUGGCUUGCAUAUUACAUCAAUCAUCCUCUUUACACUCCUCCUUCUUAUGGGAAAAAACAGAUAAAUUUUGCUGUGAUCAUGUUUCUGCUGUGUGAAGCUGGAAAUUUUUCCAUUCACGUUGCACUCAGUGACCUCCGGAGAAAUGGAUCCAAAACCUGUAAGAUCCCAUAUCCAACAAAGAAUCCUUUCACAUGGCUGUUUUUCUUUGUAUCUUGCCCAAACUAUACAUACGAGGUGGGGACCUGGAUCAGUUUCACUAUCAUGACUCAGUGUGUUCCAGUGGGACUGUUCACCUUGCUUUGCUUCAUUCAGAUGACAGUCUGGGCAAAGGAUAAACACUGCACCUACUUAAGAGAAUUCAAGGAUUAUCCAAGUCAUAGAAUGCCAAUUAUUCCCUUUUUGUUGUAA
This is a messenger RNA of Melospiza georgiana, 1056 nucleotides long. RefSeq names its product very-long-chain enoyl-CoA reductase-like. Gene Ontology annotation, molecular function: oxidoreductase activity, acting on the CH-CH group of donors. Lineage: Eukaryota; Metazoa; Chordata; Aves; Passeriformes; Passerellidae. The record is from RefSeq and is a predicted model, not a curated record. The coding region runs from base 1 to 1056 and encodes 351 amino acids. The transcript has 14 exons. Gene Ontology annotation, biological process: very long-chain fatty acid biosynthetic process.